CCUCAUCCCUGCGCAACCAUCGCCUGACCCCAACUCCUCAACUCCAACUCUCAAAUCGCGCCACGCCCCCGGAAAACAAGGAAAACAAGCUUUCACGAUAAUGAGAUGAGAGCCAGUGUUCUGCGCAUUCUGCUCUCCUAAACCAUCGCUUCUAAACCAUCACCCAUCGCAUCGUUGAGAAUAACAACCUCCACCAGGCUCAACAUCUUUUCCCCUCCAGUCGCCCAAGGCUACGGCACUCAUGCUUGCGGUUCAGCGUCCUAGUAUGGGUUCGUCGAAACCGCCGGACCUUGACAUGCCAUUUGGUUAUUCUUUUGAUACCCCUUCGAAUUUUCCCUUCCCCUCCCCAACAGCCCCGGCGCCGGGCCCUUCUCUACUCGACGACAAUGAGUCCAAGUUCCUGGACAGCUUCUUCGAUGGCGUAUCCUCGGAUCAGUUUAAUUAUGACUUCUUCAUAAACUCCCCGGAUGCAUCAGAGCUGGUCCUGGGAUGGGAUGAGCUUCCACCGACCUUUAUGCGGACUUCCUCCUCCUUCGGCCAACAACCGCAAACUUGGUCCCAUGGAUUGCCGGACACAAAUUACAGUGACAUGAGUCCCCCUGCUAGAAGCGCUCCUCCAGUUCCACCUUCAACAUCGGCAGAUGUUCUGGCAGCAGCAACAGUUCUCCGAAACGGAUCCAAUCCCCGAUCACGUAGUGUGGCCAGUGAAGCACUAUUUCCGCCACGGAAUGCCCCUAUCCCGCCAGCGACUAGCCAGGCCAGGCCAGAGUCAAUGUCACGAUAUGCUCCUACUCAAUCCAGUGCAGCUGCUCAAGAAAGAUCUGGAUCUGGGGACGAUAUGCGGGAUCCGUUCGCUACGGAUAUGUUUUUCGGAAGCCAAUCUGAGCUAUCACGUCGCCACAGACAAGCCAGUUUGGCUCACGCGAACGUCGACAUACAGUGGGGGUCAGAUUCCAGUUUUAAUAAUGCUCAACCUUUCGUUCCACCUAGCAAUCAGAGGAAGGAGGUGGCAGCACUGGAACGAUCUCGGGUAAAGGCCGUGACCGACGCCUUUCUCGAGACAAGGCAAAUGCUAGACAGCGCCGAGACUACUCGGCCAUCGAGCCCAGCUCCAGCCCACACUUCCACAGGCCAUCAAAGAACCGGAUCUAUCGGACAGGUUGAAGAAGACGAAGAUUUUAGCCCGAGGAAACGGAGGAAGAGCAACUUUCAGGACGAAAGGGAUGAGCAUGAGCCUUCGCCACUGUCGGCCACAACGCAUAAUCAGGUCAAUAGGAAGCCAAGGAUAACCAAGCAUGAAUCGCCGACACCUUCAUCAGAACCAAAUCAGAAGCGGCGAAAGUCAGGGGCUGCAUCUGCCACUACGGCCAAAGUAACAAGGGAGAAUCUGACCGAGGAGCAAAAGAGGGAGAACCACAUCAGGAGUGAGCAGAAGAGGAGAACAUUAAUCCGAGAAGGGUUCGAAGAUCUGAAUCAGCUGGUUCCGGGCCUCCGGGGCGGAGGGUUCAGCAAAAGUGCCGUUCUCAUAAUGUCCGCGGAAUGGCUAGAGAACCUUCUCCAAGGAAACGAGAUGUUGCGGCAGCGGCUGAACGCGCUACAAAACAAGUGAUGGAUAGGUACCUUAGGUAGGUUACGAAAAAAAGAAUCUCUAUAUAUAUAUUUACGUCCCUCGGCGAAAGGACUUGGAGUUCACGGCGGAGGGGCAAGAGGCAGUGUGGGACGAAAUAGGCCUAAUUGGUUGGUUGGUUAUUUUUUAAUGAUACACAAGAUGUUCAAACGUUAUGUUAUGUUUCGCAAUUCCUCCUCAGGCUGAUGAUCAUUGAUAUAUAUAUGUAGCCCCAUCUACCUAGGUACAACUACAUACCUUACGGUACCUAGUAGGUAAACUGCGGCCUGUAGCAUAUACCUAGCUAUCUACACUAUCUUAUCUAUCUAUCUAUUUAUAUACCAUGGUAAUACAUAAUAUAUUCACAGCC
Molecule: messenger RNA, 1976 nt
Organism: Amorphotheca resinae ATCC 22711
Lineage: Eukaryota; Fungi; Ascomycota; Leotiomycetes; Helotiales; Amorphothecaceae
Exons: 2
Coding region: 242-1609 (455 amino acids)
Biological process (GO): regulation of transcription by RNA polymerase II
Molecular function (GO): DNA-binding transcription factor activity, RNA polymerase II-specific; RNA polymerase II cis-regulatory region sequence-specific DNA binding; protein dimerization activity
Source: RefSeq, a predicted model, not a curated record